This is a messenger RNA of Electrophorus electricus (electric eel), 2352 nucleotides long. RefSeq names its product ndrg family member 3b (gene ndrg3b). NCBI's taxonomy places the organism in Eukaryota, Metazoa, Chordata, Actinopteri, Gymnotiformes, Gymnotidae. The record is from RefSeq and is a predicted model, not a curated record.
UCUCUCGCACUCUCUCUCGCACUCUCUCUCUGCUUGUUCUCCUUGAGACCCCCUGCUCUCACUCCUCGUCAUCUCAGCCGGGAUUAGCUGCCAUCUACAAACACAUUUCUCUCUCUCUCCUCCACUUUCCUUCCUGACGGCUAUCCAGAGCGGCGUGUCAUACCGGGUGUUUUUUCUUGUUGCUAUUUUCUUGCACCUUUCAUCUGCGAGCCACCGCCGCCAAUCGUGACUGAGAAAACAAGGAGAAAAGCGUUUGGUUCUUCCACUCUCGCUCCCCUUUUUUCCCCGCUGGAUAAAAAAAUGACGACCAUGUUGGAUCUCAACCAGAUCGGCUGUUGUGCUGUGAGCGGCGUGGAGCAUGACCUCGAGACUCCCUAUGGCGUCCUCCAUGUCACCUUGAGAGGAACACCCAAAGGCAAUCGGCCUGCCAUCCUGACGUACCAUGACAUCGGUCUCAACCAUAAGUCGUGCUUCAACACGCUGUUUAACUAUGAGGACAUGCAGGAGAUCACGCAGCAUUUCGCGGUUGUCCAUGUGGAUGCCCCUGGGCAGCAGGAGAAUGCACCACCUUUCCCCACCGGGUAUCAAUACCCUACUAUGGAUGAGCUCUCUGAAAUGCUGCCAUCAGUGCUUACCCAACUAAAGAUCAAUAGUGUGAUUGGUAUUGGUGUUGGUGCAGGAGCCUACAUCCUCUGCAAACUGGCACUGAACCAGCCUGCAUUGGUGGAGGGGCUGGUUCUCAUCAAUGUGGACCCCUGCGCCAAGGGCUGGAUGGACUGGGCUGCCUCCAAGUUCUCUGGAUGGACAAGCAAUCUGGUGGACAUUGUGAUGGGGCAUCAUUUCAGCACAGAAGAGCUGACGGAGAACCAGGAGAUCGUUCAGACCUACCGUCUCCACAUUGCCCAGGACAUUAACCAGGACAACCUGGCACUCUUCUUCCACUCCUAUGACAUCCGCCAAGACCUAGACAUCGAGCGGCCUCUCCCAGGGGUUAAUGAGGAAACUGUGAAGACGGUGAAGUGUCCUGUUUUGCUAGUAGUAGGUGACACGUCCCCGGCUGUGGAGGCAGUGGUUGAAUGCAAUUCCAGACUAAAUCCCACAAGGACCACCCUGCUCAAGAUGGCAGAUUGUGGUGGACUACCCCAAGUUGUCCAACCGGGUAAACUCACAGAGGCCUUCAAGUACUUUAUCCAAGGAAUGGGUUACAUUCCCCAUGUGCUGCUCAGCCACCUGAACAGCGACUCAGUGGCCACUGCCAGUAUGACUCGGCUGGCGCGCUCUCGUACACACUCGGCCUCCAGUGCAAGCUCUGCGGACGGCGCACGCAGCCGCGUGCACACCAGCCAAGAGGAGGCUUCCACCGGACCCAACCGAGGCAACCAGGCCCGUCCGCAGACUAUGGAGGUGUCCUGUUAAAGCCUCUCUCUCUCUCUCUCUCUCUCUCUCUCUCUCUCUCUCUCUCUCUUCCCUCUGGCCCCUCAAUCUUUCCCACACUCUAAAUUCUGAAUCCGGAGAGUUCCGGUGUAAUGAAGGGAUGCAAAAAUGAUGACUGUGUUCCCAAAAGAUGUGUUUGAACAUGCAGGCACGUUACAUAGUCCUUGUACCCCUUCGUUUUUCUGCCUUGACCUUCGCUGGUUUCCUGAUACACUAUUCAAGUGAGUCUAUAUACUGUGUACUUUCUCUGUUUAAAAAAAAAAAAAAAAAAAAAAGAAAUUUUCACAUCAUCUUCCCUCCAUAUGUAUAUAUUUUGUUGAACACUGAGGCCUCUCUUAGAAAUGUUACUUGGAACUUCUUCUCUCUUUCCACUUUAGAGGCAUUCAAACCACGUAUCUGUUUUGUGGUUCAUUCUGUCUGACACCGGCGCACACCAACGACUCCGGUUUCUGUUCUAAUCAUUGUUACAACUCCUGCGCAAUUCCUCUUAAUGCAUUGUGCUUUGUGAAAAUUCCCUUUUCGUUUUCUUGAUUGCAGAAUAGGUGUUAAGAACCCUGUUUUACUGUAUCUUAUAAUAAAGAACUACCAAGAGCAUGGCCCUGUUUUCAGUGUAAUGUAGUGGGAGUGUAUAUUGGGAUUGGUUCUGUUUCGAUGUUUCUGCAGGUACUAUAGACUUGCUGUUCUUUUCCCGUUGAUUUUACUAUGACUGACGGAAGUGUCUCGGUAAGCUUAACCUCCAGAAGGUCAUUUCAUUUUCCAUUGUGGACUUGAACCUUAACACACCACCCCCCCUUUCUUGUUUUUGAGGCCUUUUAAUAUGAAUGAUUUGAUUUCUGAAGAUGAGCUGACCAGAAUGUAAAGGGGAUGAACUAGUGGUGUUGUUUUUUUGUUUUUUUGGUUUUUUUUUUGAGAGAGGAA